Acytostelium subglobosum LB1 is the source of this 1680-nucleotide messenger RNA. RefSeq lists its product as hypothetical. Lineage: Eukaryota; Evosea; Eumycetozoa; Acytosteliales; Acytosteliaceae. The record is from RefSeq and is a predicted model, not a curated record. Gene Ontology annotation, molecular function: zinc ion binding; protein binding. Bases 1 to 1680 code for a protein of 559 amino acids. The transcript has a single exon.
AUGAGCGAGAAUACAAUCAUUGACGACAUUAAAAUCAACGAUAACAACAAUGACAAUAACAACUUAAUUGACAACACAACUACUACUACAAAUACAACUUCUACUGCAACUACAAGUACGUCCAGUCUACAAAGAUGUGAUACACAUAAUAAGAAACAAAGGUUCAUAUGCUUUGAUUGUAAUCAAAUCAUUUGUGCUCUGUGUCUGGCGGCACAGCAUACAAGACACGACUUUGACCAAGUCGAGAACAUUAAACUACAGUGUGACAACUCUGGUAUCAAGUACCAGCGAUUCACUUCACGCUUGAACUCGCUAUGGGACACAUUACAAAAGUUGGCAUGGUCCUACGAGACGAUGCAGACCUCUCAAAAGAUGGUGGCCGAUCAGUUCACUGAGCUGCAUCACUUCCUCGUCGUGGAGGAGCAGAGGAUAAAGAAGCCGUUAAUCCUAGAGCUCGAACAAACAACAUCCACAAUCAAAUGUAUCAUUGAUGAGAUUGAGCGGCUGACAUCUCAGACGCAGACCGAGCCCAACCCACCAGACAACGCGGCUGAUGACGAAAUGGACUCCAUCGAUCGCUUGGUCGAGUCAAUCAACUCAUCCGAGUCAAUGGAGCAGUUCUUAAACAACUCAUUCCUGCCUGGUGAUGAAGCUGCAUUCAUGCGUUGCACGGAUAAUCAGCUGUUGGCAUUCGUCCAGCGUGGCUCCCGCUCCCUGUCGACCGUUUACAAGGUCACUAACCCAUAUCGCGUUGACACAAUGACCUUCAAGUUGAAUGACGUCAAGGAGCACAUUCGACUGUGCUUCGAACUAGUCGAGGCCAAGAAACGAGAUCCCGCUCGCUCGCCCACGCACAGCUUCAACAAUCACAUCUUCACCUCGCUCAAGGACUCUUGCGCAAUGCUUUCAUUGGACACUGGCAAGUGGAUUAAGCUCAACGAUGCGUUUACAAACAGACGACGCAUCUAUGAGUCGGCCGUGUACGCUCGCGGCUGCGUGUACAUAUUUGGCGGCGAUGGCGCCCCAACAACCUACUCUCGCUACUCACUCACCGAGCAGCAAUGGCUCAACGACAUUGAGAUCGUUGGUGUGCCAGGUGGACGCAGCAUAUCCUCUUGUUACGAUGGCGGCAACUUGAUCUACCUGGUUGGUGGCUGCUUCAACGAAAAGAUGCUAGACCGCAUCGAUUGCUUCAACCUAGACACACUUCAGUUCUCGCGAGUCGGUCGCAUGCCCCUGUCCCUGGCCAACCCUCAUACACUCAUUCAUGACACCAAACUGUACAUUGUUGGUGGCUACCAAGACGUGUCGCAUCCCAACAAGAACAUCUACAUGUGCAGCCUGCAGACCAAGGUCUGUACGGUGUUCAUGGAGAGCGCCGUUAACGGCUGGCUCUUUGCAUGCUGCUUUGAUGGCAAGGAUCAACUGACGAUGACCGUAGGCUUGGCCACCAUCAGACUGUCACUGACCACAAAGCUAUCCAGAACUAUCGCGUCAUCCCCCAUCACCAACAACUACUACCAUCUUGUCUACACCACAUCGAAUGACAUCAUCCAACUUGGCGGCACGGGCAACAACUACCGAUACUCAAAGCUCAACGAUCAAUGGAUCCCCAUCAAUGACGAUGAUCCAGUGCCCACAAGAAUGGCCUACAGCACAUGUCUAAUACGUGAUGAUUGA